UCAGACCUAGUUACGUGUUUUUUCGUUCCUAGCCAAGUUUUUAUGAGAAACAGAUAGUUGUAAGAUUGUCAUAGAGAAACUUGCGUAUUGGAGUGAAAUAUAACGGGUUGUGGGUAAUUAAGACAAUGAUAAUAAAAGUUAAUUUUUAAUCUGUUAGUUAAAGUAGCUCUGAAAGAAACCUUACAAUGAGCUAGUUUAAGAGAAGAGAAGGAUAAGACAAGAAUAUGAGUAAAGAACGUAUUUCAUUACUAGGUUUUAUUUCGAUUUUUUUCUAAUUUUGUGAGAGAUUACUUGUUGUUUAGAUAAGUUAAAUAAACACACACAUUAAAUUAUGACGUUUAAUGAUCUUGACAGUUUUUCUACAAAACCAGCUACUGGAGUCCAGGAAACGAUAGAACAAAACAUAGUUUAUCAUCAGGCAUCGCUUCAUCUUUAUACAACUUCCGUUCUACUAAUACAGUAUUGUUUACCAUCUUAACGAGAUUCUCACUUCCGUGGGAUUUUUACCAAAUUAAACCUCAAUGUCUUAAGGCGUGGGGCACGACCUCCACGGCCGACCUAUAAAGCUGUUCUCGCAAAAAUAUUAACCACACUUAACGGAACAGACAAUAAAACAUGGCCGGAGUUCGGAUAUUGCUUUUUGUGAUCGCCUUCGCGGGAUGGAGCCCAGUACUAGCUGAAGAUUUAGGUGUACUGGCAGAGGCGGAUACAGCGGCCAGCGUCGUCAGGGUGCCACGUACACUGCACAAGAAGAAAUUAUGUCGUAAAUAUGGAAUCUGUGAAGGCUAUAACGGCUAUGGUGGCUAUGGAGGGUACGGGGGUCCUGGAGGCUACGGCGCGUACGGAGGCUAUCAGGGCUACCAAGGAUACCAAGGAUACAACGGCCCACAAGAAUACCAACCACCCAUCAACAUUGCUAUAAGCCAGUCACAGUCAUCAGCCAACGAAGGAGCCGGCGGCCAUGGAACUGGAUACUACCCCAACAACUAUCAGUACAAUGGCUACCCAAACCAAGGGUACCAAAAACCAGGGUAUCACAACCAAGGAUACUCUAAUGGGUAUAACAAUGGUUACCAUGGCAACGGGUACAGCAACGGUUACCAUAGCAACGGAUACAAUAAUGGGUACAAUGUCGACGAUGGUUACGCAGGCUACAAGCCGGGAUCUGGGUACAGCGGCCACAGUAACCAGUACAAUGGAAAUUAUUUCUCCAGUAAUUCCAAUGGAGGGUAUGGAUUUAGGAAUCCUAUUGGUUACCAUGACAACGAGGGUCCAGCUGUAUAUGAAGAUAAUGAGGGCUAUGACAAUUAUGGGUAUGCGAGGUCUAGUGCUACUGCGGUAGCUGAGGCAAAGAGUUAAGAAUUUAGAGCCUGAGGGAUAAUUGAGAUGUGUUCUUGUCUAUUUAUAAACAUACCUGACUAAGCAGCAACAAACUUUGAAUUUUUAUCAAGCUGUGCUAUUAAAACUGUCUGUUGAUUGAUAAUUAAAUAGGUAAUUCGUUGAAACAAAAGACGUACUUCAAUAUUCUGUACUGUUUGAAGUUGGAAGAGUUUAUUAAUUGUAAUUUUGUUUCAAUGUCCGAACAAUUUGUAAUUCACACCUCAAACGAGACUAGUAUUACGACACUUGAUUAAAAUGAUGUUUAAAUGAUACCUGUGAUAAAAUAAAAAGUGUUUGGUUAAGAAUAUCGAUUUAUCAUAAACUUGACGAGUGAGUUCAUCUUAAAUAAAAUGGAGCAUUUACGAUCGG
Messenger RNA from Trichoplusia ni (cabbage looper), 1749 nucleotides. Its product is annotated as prisilkin-39-like. The record is from RefSeq and is a predicted model, not a curated record. The transcript is spliced from 2 exons. The coding region runs from base 616 to 1359 and encodes 247 amino acids. NCBI's taxonomy places the organism in Eukaryota, Metazoa, Arthropoda, Insecta, Lepidoptera, Noctuidae.